Molecule: messenger RNA, 1885 nt
Organism: Selaginella moellendorffii
Lineage: Eukaryota; Viridiplantae; Streptophyta; Lycopodiopsida; Selaginellales; Selaginellaceae
Product: synaptotagmin-2
Exons: 12
Coding region: 90-1706 (538 amino acids)
Cellular component (GO): endoplasmic reticulum
Molecular function (GO): lipid binding
Source: RefSeq, a predicted model, not a curated record
GUUUCAGGGGAGAGAAGUGUGAGGCUUCUACAUAUGGACACGAGGCGCCGGUGAGAGAAUAGGGUUUUUCUUUUCUUUCGCGUGCGGCGAUGGGGUUGAUCGGCACCGUGCUGGGCCUUGUUGGGUUCGCCUGGGGAAUCGGCUUUGGCGUCGUCAUUGGCUACUUCCUCUUCAUUUAUUUCACGCCUGUGGAUGUCAAGGAUCCUAUAAUCCGACCUUUGCAGGAGCUCGAUACCAAGUCGCUGCAGGAGCUAUUGCCAGAGAUUCCUCUCUGGGUUAAAAAUCCAGACUAUGAUAGAGUGGACUGGCUAAACAAAUUCUUAGCGGAUCUUUGGCCUUUCCUUGACAAGGCUAUUUGCAAGAUCAUUCGUGACACUGCCAAACCAUACAUUGAUGAAUACGGGGCGAAGUACAAGCUACAGUCGUGCGAAUUCGAGGCCUUGACAUUAGGCACGCUGCCACCGACGUUUGUAGGCAUCAAAGUGUAUGAUACUCAAGAGAAGGAGAUGAUUAUCGAGCCGUCUCUUAAAUGGGCUGGAAAUCCAAACAUUCUCGUUGCUGUCAAGGCGUUUGGUCUCAGAGCGACUGUCCAGGUUGUCGACUUGCAAGUGUUCGCCACCGCACGCGUUACGUUGAAGCCCCUUGUUCCUGCAUUCCCAUGCUUUUGCAAGAUCAUAGUCUCUCUAAUGGAAAAGCCUCAUGUGGAUUUUGGUUUGAAACUUCUCGGUGGCGACUUAAUGGCAAUUCCAGGGCUUUAUGCGUUUGUCCAGGACCUGAUCAAGGAUAAAGUCUCAGAAAUGUACUUGUGGCCAAGAACACUGGAAAUCAACGUCAUAGACGAUCCGAAGGCGGUAAAGAAACCUGUUGGAAUGCUGGAAGUCAAGGUUGUCAAGGCGAUGGGCCUCAAGAAGAAAGACCUCAUGGGGAAGUCUGACCCAUACGUGAGGCUGGUGCUCGGUGAAGGACCCUUUGCCAAGAAGAAAACGACCGUGAAAAUGAACACUCUCAAUCCAGAAUGGAACGAAAACUUUCACAUGCUUGUUCUGGAUCCAGAAUCUCAAGCUCUUGAGCUAUUUGUUUACGACUGGGAAAAGAUUGGAUCCCAUGACAAGAUUGGUAUGCAAGUUGUUCCAUUGAAAGGCAUCGUUCCUGGUGAAACAAAGACUUUGACAUUGGACCUGGUUAAGAGUAUGGAUCCCAAUGAUCCAGCAAAUCAGAAGCCUCGUGGUCAGCUUACAAUUGAACUGACUUACAAAGCGUUCAAGGAGGAUCAAGACAUUCCAAUCGAAGAAGAAGAUGCUAAUGCCGUCGAAAAAGCUCCCGAAGGUACUCCCGAAGGAGGUGGUUUGCUUGUUGUGACUCUCCAUGGUGCCGAAGACUUGGAAGGCAAGCACCACACGAAUCCUUAUGUGAGGCUCACGUUUAGAGGCGAAACAAAGAAAACCAAGGCUAUAAAGAAGAACCGAGAUCCCCGAUGGGAUCAAGAGUUCCAGUACCUUUUAGCGGAGCCACCAGUGGAGGACCGCUUGCGAGUGGAAGUCAUAAGUAAAGCAAUGGGAAUUGGAGUCCAUCUGCGUGAAAAUCUGGGAUACGCAGACAUCAAUCUUGCGGACGUGGUGAAUAACAAGCGGAUCAACGAAACUUAUCAGCUGAUCGACUCCAAAAACGGCAAGAUUCAAGUCGAGAUGGAGUGGAGAGCGAGCUGAGCCAACACAGCGGGAGACUGUUCGUGGCAGCUGCUUAAGAGGAAUCAAGUCAUCCGGGCGUGAGCGAGCGUAAAAUAGCGAAACAAUAAACAAUCCAUCAUAAUCUCUGUACAGUUUGAGCACUUUUCUGAGCUGUUGUAACUAAAGGUUUGAUUGGAACUAGUCCAAUGUGAUGUUAA